CAUACGAUUUUUGUUGACAUUUUCAUCUGUUUUCUUGUUUAUACUUUACCUUGCAUUAGUUUGUUUGAUGAGGUAGAUUCAGUGACAUUUUAUUCGUUCGGUUGAUCAUUAUGGCUCGACUUGAACAUCAUGGAUCAACUGAUGAUGGAGGUGGCGGAGGUGGUAAUAUUGGUCUACCUGUAACUCAACUUGACUUUGAACAAGCAAUGAGAGAUUUUAAAACCAUGUUUCCAAUGAUGGAAGCUGAUGUUAUUGAAAUGGUUCUACGAGCAAACAAUGGAGCUGUGGAUGUGACAAUUGAUCAAUUGUUGGCCAUGAGUGGGGAAAGUGAAACUGAAAAUCGAUCAAAAUCUCAACAUUCUAUGCCUCCAGGUUCACAGGUUGGCAACAAAACAGACGUUCCCCUUGAUAUCUUCACGGGUAACACUAAUAGUGGAUUCACACCACCUCCAAGCUACCAACAAGCAGUACCAACCAGUGACAAGGGCUUUGGUAAACCGGUUGACCAAUUUCCUCAUGAUUACUUUGGAGCGACUGGAAGAAGAGAAAGUUUACGAUCAAAAUUCAACUGGAAUCCUCCGUUGGUAGGUCGCUUACCGGAUAACUUUUUACGUCUCCGUGAUUGUGGAAGUGAAUUAACCCGUCGAGCACCAGCAGCUUUUGGUUUUCAAACUUUGAAUUCAGCUAGUCUUAAGCAACGAAUGGCUGAAAAUGCAAGACAGCGUCAAUUAUCAAAAGAUAUUGAGGAUUCGGAAACUGCUCAGUAUUUGGAAGAUGAAAGAAUUGCCAUUUUUCUUCAGAAUGAAGAGUUCGUUCGUGAACUUCGAAGAAACAAAGAUUUCAUGUCCACCCUCAACAUGGAUGCGCAGCCCUCUGGCCAUAAUGCGGAAACUGGGCUCCCUGAGGGUCCACCGGUGCCUUGCCAUGAGGAUGAUGCUGCUUUCAAGGAAAAACUUAAAAACAUGGGAAAAGCCUCUAAACGAAAGUUCACCCAAUUCGCUAAACUCUUCUCGAGACGUCGUGCCAGUUUUCCUCAUCUCCUAGGCUCCACCGGAGACAGCAGUAGUAAUGCUGGACGCGAAAAUCUCUUCUCUGAUGACGCUUACACGCAACUGGAAAAUGAAGGAUCUGAUACCGAAAGCAUUAAUAAAACUUACUUCGAAACAUAUCCCGAUGAAGAGGAGAUUAAUCUUAGAAACUCUACACCAAAUAAACAUCGUACCGGUUCAAGGCAUAGUUAGUCUUACAAAAUCAAAACUCAUUAGCGCAAAAUGAGUUUAUUUGAGUUCAUAGCAUUUUUAUUUAAUAGCAUUUAUUUUUAAUCUCUUGUAUUUUAAUUUUUUUUUCAUCUGUUAACUGUUUCACUGUUCACUUAACGAAAUCUCAAUCUUUAUAUUAAGUUGUGCAUUAUUCAAGCUAUUUCUUUAUAAUUAUGUUGAUCAUAGUCGCUUCUUCUGUUCAAUAUUAAUUUACACAAUUCAUUUAAAAGUCUUUCGACGCAAUAACUAACUCAAAUGUGGUCACUUUAAUACUAAUAUAUUUUCGCUUUUACAAAUUU
Molecule: messenger RNA, 1558 nt
Organism: Tetranychus urticae (two-spotted spider mite)
Lineage: Eukaryota; Metazoa; Arthropoda; Arachnida; Trombidiformes; Tetranychidae
Product: CUE domain-containing protein 1
Molecular function (GO): ubiquitin binding
Source: RefSeq, a predicted model, not a curated record